Molecule: messenger RNA, 1071 nt
Organism: Alternaria rosae
Lineage: Eukaryota; Fungi; Ascomycota; Dothideomycetes; Pleosporales; Pleosporaceae
Product: thioesterase-like superfamily-domain-containing protein
Exons: 3
Coding region: 78-971 (297 amino acids)
Source: RefSeq, a predicted model, not a curated record
CAAACAUCGAUAGUCUGACAAUAAAGACCUAUUAGUUCUCCAAACACAAGAAAUUUCUGCAUUAUCAGCCUAUCAAGAUGCCGAUUUGGGAAGAAGCUACUGCAGUACAGAAACUGUCCUCCAACACCUACUCAUGCACAUUACACGAUGAUUGGAGCAUCGGAAGCGUUCCUAAUGGUGGCUACGUUACAGGAUGCAUACUGGAGGUAGUCAAAACACAUUUCAGCACAACUUUGGCGAAGCAGAACCAGCCACAUACCAUAGCUCUCCACAUUGAGUUCCUGAGACGGACCCAAGCCGGGCCCGCAACAUACAAAGUCGACGAUGUUAAACUUGGUCGCCAAACGUCUAUCGUACAUGUGACCAUGGAGCAAGACGGCCGACAGGAAGUCGUCGCGUACGUCACAAAUUCCAAUAUGGAUACGGAAAAGGGCUUCACCCAAGAUGUCGGAUAUAAGCUUUCACCGCCCGUCCCGUCAGUCGACCUGACAAAGCUGGAAAAUGAUGAAGAUACAAACUGGAAGCUCCAACCAGAAUUGCCGCACGCCAACUUCAGAAAAGCGACGAAGAGGGUGAAGUUUUAUUUCCCUCGGGAAGGACGAAGCCUAAAGCAUCUCGCUGAUGAGUGGAUCUGCUUCUCUGAUGGGACAAACUUCACGGAUUCAUCGGUCGGCUUUGUCGCAGACAUGUUCCCGCUGAUGGUUGAGUCAAUCAAGGGCGAAGGAGAAGGACCCUUUUGGUAUCCAACACUCCUACUGAAUCUGGACAUCAAGAAAGCGCUGCCGCCGCAGGGAGUCAAGUGGCUGCAGGUUAGGGCGGGGAUGAAGAAGGUGGCGAACGGUAGGAUGGACUUGGAAGUGUGGGUGCACGAUGCUGAAGGCGAUCUGGUGGCUUUGAGCCAUCAUGUAGCAUUUGUGUUGGAUGCUAGUAGAAACACAGCCGCAAGGAAAACGGGCAAUGCGAAGAUAUAGGCCUUGGUCUCUUUCGUACAUAACCACCGGCAUUUGUAUACCUCGCACUUUUCAAAUAGCCGGCGCGUGUAAACACUGUCUUGCUGAAUCUCUCCGCUGC